AUGGCCAGAGCCCUUGACGUCCUGCAAAUGAAGGAGGAUGAUGUCCUCAAAUUCCUUGCAGCAGCAACCCACGCGGGUGGUGCCAACCUUGACGUCAAAUUGGCACAAUACGUCUACAAAAGAGAAGUGAUGAUCCAGGCAGCCUUCUGGGAGCCAAAACCUCUGGAGUUUACUGGUCCUGGGGCUGACCACCAGCCUCUCACAGAGGCGUCUUAUGGUAAGCUGCCCACCAACACUCCUCCAUUGCCAUCCAUUGCAACAGCAAGGGAGCUUGUUCAGUGCGUCCGAUGUGGUGGCUGCUGGCCUGGGAAGUUCUGUGCAUGGGUGACACCGUUUCCCGUGAGCCCGCAGGGGAGGUCAUGCCUGAUCUCGACUUCUAGAAAGAUCCUGAGGGGACGGAAAAAGGAAGAGAAGGCUGCUGCCGAAAAGGCUGUGACCAAGGAAGAAUUUCAGGGUGAAUGGAUGGCUCCAACUCCUGAGUUCAUCGCUACCCAACCUGAAGUCACAGACGGGUCUGAGGGUGUGCGGGUGCCCUCUGUGCUUAUUCAGCAGAUCCCGACUGAAGACUGGAGCCCUCGGCCUGCCGCCGAAGGCUGGUCUGCAGCUCCCACUGCUCAGGCCACUGAAUGGGUACGAACAACCGCUGAGUGGUCUUAA
This is a messenger RNA of Leopardus geoffroyi (Geoffroy's cat), 657 nucleotides long. RefSeq names its product 40S ribosomal protein SA-like. Gene Ontology annotation, molecular function: structural constituent of ribosome. Gene Ontology annotation, biological process: cytoplasmic translation; ribosomal small subunit assembly. NCBI's taxonomy places the organism in Eukaryota, Metazoa, Chordata, Mammalia, Carnivora, Felidae. Bases 1 to 657 code for a protein of 218 amino acids. The transcript is spliced from 2 exons. The record is from RefSeq and is a predicted model, not a curated record. Gene Ontology annotation, cellular component: 90S preribosome; cytosolic small ribosomal subunit.